Vespa crabro (European hornet) is the source of this 906-nucleotide messenger RNA. Its product is annotated as odorant receptor 67c-like. The coding region runs from base 1 to 906 and encodes 301 amino acids. Lineage: Eukaryota; Metazoa; Arthropoda; Insecta; Hymenoptera; Vespidae. Gene Ontology annotation, cellular component: plasma membrane. Gene Ontology annotation, molecular function: odorant binding; olfactory receptor activity. The transcript has 6 exons. Gene Ontology annotation, biological process: detection of chemical stimulus involved in sensory perception of smell; sensory perception of smell. The record is from RefSeq and is a predicted model, not a curated record.
AUGAAACCUUUAUGCGAAACAGCUACUCUCAUAGACGUUAUACUUGCUUUAAUUUUAUGCAGAUUCAAAAGGACUAAUUUACAGAAACUCAUGGAAGAAGUGAAAGAAUUUAUUAAUAAUUGCAAUAUCGAGGAGGAAGCCAUCAUGCAAAAAUAUAUAGAUCAUUCAUCGAUCUCCACAACAAUGGCGAUAUCAAAUGUUCUAGCGGCCUUUGCAUUUUCUUUUACUCCAUUCUUUGCGGAAAAUGAUGUCCCUGGCGAUGCUAUGUUUCCAUUUGAUAUAAAAUCAUUAUUCAUUUUAAUUCCAAUAUACGUUUUGGACGUAAUUGUUCUCUUUCAAACUGCAUUAUGCGUUUGUGUGGAUUUUAUGAUUGCAAUGUUGAUGUGGUACUCUGCUACUAAAUUAGAAAUUUUAGGAUUGAAUCUUGAAAAUGCUACGGACAAAUAUAAAAUAAAAAAUUGCGCUAAGGAACAUCAGAAGAUAUUAAAUUUCAUAUCCGAAACACAAAAAGUUAUUGAAAUGUUAUUAUUCAAAACGAACGUGACGAUGGGCGCAACUGCAAUUGGUGCGACAUUCUCGCUCCUACACCAUGAACCAAUAAACAUAGAGCUACAGUUUAUUUGCAUGAUGAUUGCUAGCUAUCAAAGAUUAUAUGUUACAGCUUUACCUGCUGAUGAUUUAAAAGAAACGAGUAUGAAACUCGCGACAUCGGCAUAUAAUUCAAAAUGGUUCGAAGAUACUUCCAACAUGGCAACCGACGUACGCAUUAUAAUAGUAAGAAGUCAAAAACCAAUUUUGAUUUCAAUGGGUGGUCUACUUCCCAAUUUAACUCUCGAAUAUUAUGCAAAUUUCUUUUACACAAUUUCAUCUUAUUUCAUGACAAUGAGACAAAUGAUAGAAGAAUAA